Messenger RNA from Clonostachys rhizophaga, 1728 nucleotides. The record is from the annotation of a GenBank genome assembly. Lineage: Eukaryota; Fungi; Ascomycota; Sordariomycetes; Hypocreales; Bionectriaceae.
AUGGGCUUCGACAAGAAGGCAUUUCUCGCCGCUUUCCGCGCGAGCAACACCAAUGACUCUGAGAAAGAGCCACCUCCUCCCUACCAAGAGCAGGAAGAUCGUCCAAGCCAUGACGAGAGCGGUACAACGCCCGCAAAACCUCCGCCUGGCUAUGCCAAGACAGAGGUCAACUCCGCGCCCACGGAGAAGGGAAAACAACUUAGAAUAGUGGGCUUUGAUGCGGCAAAACGACCUCCGAUCCCCACGACUGCAGCGUAUCUCUUACAAAAGGACGAGGAAAGCAAGAAAAAGCUACAGGCAACAGUCGACGGCUUUUGUGGCGCACCGGAUCCCGGCAUGUUUGAGUUCGAGCUCGUAUGCCUGCUCUGUUUCGAGUACGAGACGGAAUGCUUAUGUUCUAUAUCACACCCGAAGACGACCGCUGACCCAUGGCAAAUACCCCAAAUACAGAAACCGAAACGGUCACUCAGGUUUCCAGCUAAGUUGGCGACGGAAAUCGGGGAUAAACCAGCUCAUCUAUCAGCUGCCGUAGCCCAAUCCCUCUGGCCUGCCAUCACGCGCGGCAUGAUUCCCAUAUUCAACGACAACUCGCUCGUCGUGUUGCGAUCGCGAAGUCUCGAGCGUACGCAAGACCCAAAAGAGAUCCUGCGAAACAUGGUUAACCCCGUUUCCACCUUACUAUCAGCUGUGAAAUGCCGAUGCGGGUGUCAAUUGGAGAUAUGCAAGAAAAUACGGUCCAGAUACGGACUCGAGGGCAAAGAAUCAAUCGAAGAGUGUUCGGUGACCUCGUACAAAGUGCGCACCCGAACAUUCAAUGCGGUACGCUUGCCAUACGGAAUAACAUGCUUCGACCUGUCUGAUAUCGGCCUCUAUGAAAUAAAAACCGUCGAUGAGGAGGAUUUUCUUUUCUACUGCUCUAUACUGCCAACAUUUUGGAAUGUCUACCCUUCUCCCAAGCCCAGAAACGAUCCAGCAGACAUCAACUGGCACAUGGUUCUAGAAAGCCUCCUUCAUGAGACGUUGACACUUCAGAACAAUCGAAUGUCGAGGUAUGAGAUCUUGCCCAUUAGAGCCAUGUGUCAUAAGGACGGCUUAACACGAGCUGUCAUGCGGGCAGAGAACUUCGCCGCGGGGCCGGGCUUCCUCAUUAUGGAGACGCCGUCGGCUCCAAGCAGCCCGAAGUACAGCAUCAUUGAUUGCGGAUACUCCCUUCGUCAUGUUUCGAGCAUCAACUCCCCCAGGACAGCCGAUGCAGACGCAUUUAUGUCACAAGCAACCUCGGCCCAGCCCAAGUUUGGGUCACUGGAUACUGUCAGUGUAGGUAAGGGAUGGGGAAGCCUGUCCCUUGAUCCCGGAUCAGAUGGACAUCUUUACCUAAAGAAGAGAUAUGGCCCCUUCAUUAAAAGAACCAUGGUAGGGCUGCCACGAAGGGGUUGCCCGGGGAAGAUGUGCAACGGAAGCUGUUCUAGAAAGAAGGCUUCCACAGGGGCGUAUUUUGCCGGCUUCGCGCCACCCGCAAUGGAGCCGAACCAGACAACUGUCUACGUUCUUGACAAAGACCCGUUGGCAUGGGUGGUGAUAUCCCAAUGGGCAUCUUCGCACCCGAGGCCUUUGAUAUUCGUAAACCACAAGCAAUGUUUGGUGUGCACGAUUUUGGAUGCCCCCGCGGGGAGUAUCAUUGCCUCUGGGCUGCCCCCAAUAGCUUUGUUUGGGGUGAUGAUUACUUGA